Molecule: messenger RNA, 471 nt
Organism: Auxenochlorella protothecoides
Lineage: Eukaryota; Viridiplantae; Chlorophyta; Trebouxiophyceae; Chlorellales; Chlorellaceae
Product: 50S ribosomal protein L21, mitochondrial
Exons: 3
Coding region: 1-471 (156 amino acids)
Biological process (GO): translation
Cellular component (GO): ribosome
Molecular function (GO): RNA binding; structural constituent of ribosome
Source: RefSeq, a predicted model, not a curated record
AUGUCUGUCCACACCGCCCUGAACACCGUCAUCACCCCCGCUGCUGAGGCCGUGCCCAGCGCCUACACCCUGCUCAGGGAGCGGGUGCAGGAGGCAUACACCGUCCCCCCCCGCCCGGUGUUCGCUGUCGUGGAGCUGGCCGGCACACAGUACAAGGUCACCCCCAACGACACCAUCGUCACCGAGCGUAUUCCUGGCGUGGACGUGAACGACCGCAUCACCCUGGACCGGGUGCUGCUGGCAGGCACGGCAGACGCCACCAUCAUCGGCCGGCCGGUGGUGCCGAGCAUCACCGUCACCGCGGCAGUGGAGGAGCAAUUCCUGGAUGGCAAGGUGCUCAUCUUCCACAAGCGGCGACGGAAGAACUCGCGGCGAACCAAGGGUCACCGCCAGCCCCUGACCAUGCUGCGCAUCCUGGACGUGGAUGGCGUGGAGGGCAUGGGGGAUGCAUCCCCGGCAGGCACUCAAUGA